GGUGAAUGUGGUAGGCCUAACUCCACGUCUGCUCUAUUUGUCACCUUUGUUCGUGACCGAGGCGGAGUACUCUACACGCUUGUGACGUGCUCUACGUCACGUCAUUGUUCCAUACUGGAGGCUCACGUUACGGUGUUCACGUCAGUUCAGAGAGAGCGAAAUCAUUUUUUCAGAAACGGAGGAAACGGACACCGUCAGUCAAACAGCCACAUACCAAAGCUUUUCAUUUUUCAGGAAGAUGAAUCCAAAGGACGACAAGAAGACCGAUUUAUGCCCCAGCCCUGUUUUUGUGCAUAACCCACACCUGGACGCACUGAAAGAUGACGUCCUCUACCACUUCGGUUUAGGAACCAGAACUCACGACCUACCAGCUAUGUUUGGUGAUGUCAAAUUUGUGUGUGUUGGGGGCAGUCCUUGGAGAAUGAAAUCCUUCAUCGAGUACAUUGCUGCUGAGCUCAGUAUGGAAGACCCCAAAUCAGAGUACCCAAACAUCUGUGCUGGAACAGACCGCUAUGCUAUGUACAAAGUUGGCUCUGUACUGUCUGUCAGUCAUGGGAUGGGCAUCUCAUCUAUUGCCAUAAUGUUACAUGAGCUAAUAAAGCUCCUCCAUCACGCUCAUUGCACAGAUGUUACAAUUAUACGCAUUGGGACAUCAGGUGGAAUAGGGCUUAAGCCUGGCACAGUUGUUGUUACCAAGCAGUCUAUGGAUGCCACCUUCCUGCCCAAGUUUGAGCAGGUGAUCCUGGGGAAGACGGUGGUGCGCAAUACUGAUCUGGACCAAAGCCUGGCUGAGGAGCUGUUGCAGUGCAGCAAAGAGCUGAACCAGUUUGAGACCGUGAUAGGCAACACCAUGUGUACACUGGAUUUCUACGAAGGGCAAGCCCGUUUGGAUGGUGCUUUCUGCUCCUACACUGAGAAGGAUAAACAGGACUACCUCACUAAAGCCAGUGAAGCAGGAGUCUGCAACAUUGAAAUGGAGUCAUCAGUUUUUGCUGCUAUGUGCAAGCUGAGUGGUCUACGAGCGGCCGUGGUUUGUGUGACAUUACUGGAUCGGCUGAAGGGGGAUCAGCUGAACGAGUCUCAAGAAGUUCUUCGCAGUUACCAACAACGUCCUCAGAUACUGGUUGGCUACUACAUUAGGAAACAGUUAAAGGCCAAAGCAGUAUGUAGCUAAGUGCAAUAGCUAUUACACUGAUAUGCAAGCAUACAUAAAAAUUGUCUCUUGAAAAUAUAGCGCAAUGCACUAACUCAGUUUUAAACAUGUUUUAUACAUUCUAUGCUCACCAAUAGCCAUACCUGUAAUACCUCCAGAAUCUUGAAGUUAUGCACUACCUUUUAUUUAUCCGUUAGAUAGUUAAAUGAUUUCACUGUCUUAAUAAACCGGAAUGUGCUAUUUAA
This is a messenger RNA of Perca fluviatilis (European perch), 1398 nucleotides long. It is a transcript of the gene upp1, whose product is annotated as uridine phosphorylase 1. Lineage: Eukaryota; Metazoa; Chordata; Actinopteri; Perciformes; Percidae. Gene Ontology annotation, biological process: uridine catabolic process; nucleotide catabolic process. Gene Ontology annotation, molecular function: uridine phosphorylase activity. The coding region runs from base 239 to 1174 and encodes 311 amino acids. The record is from RefSeq and is a predicted model, not a curated record. Gene Ontology annotation, cellular component: cytoplasm; cytosol. The transcript is spliced from 8 exons.